GUGUCGUAUCGGUACCGUACCGUAUCGUCGCUCGUUGGUGGGAGAGGAGAGGACAUAGCAACCACCUUCUACUCUACCUUCUCCAACCGUCCAACUACAACAAUCCCUCCCCCACACCCACACCCACACAACAAUCCCUCUCACCACCCAACUCCAAACAAAUACACCACCGUAUCGCAAGUUCCCCAUACCUAGAGCUUCGAAUUACCCGCAUACAAUCAAUCACGCAAACUCCGCGCCGUGACGUGCAUCCUCCAGUGUACACAGACGCUUGCCCCGCGCACGCCCUGCACCUAUUCCUCCUACCUACCACCAUCUCUCGCAAACGCCGCUUCUACAACCCGCUCGCCACUCGCCCACGGAAAAACUACCACUACCUAGUAUAUAAAAAGAUCGAACGCUCCGUUUGUGCAAGAGAAGGAUUUCACCGGGCCAAGGAAAAGCGAACAGAAAAAGGCGGGCACGGAAUACAUUUAACCAUGAGUAACGCGGACUUCCUCGGCCGCGCCAUCGAGACGGUCAAGAAGGCCAUUGAGACGGACACGGCGGGCGAAUAUGAGAAGGCGUACCAGCUAUACUACAGUGCUUUGGAGCUGUUCAUGCUUGCGCUGAAAUGGGAGAAGAACCCAAAGUCGAAGGAGAUGAUCCGAGGCAAGGUCGCAGAGUACAUGGAGCGUGCGGAGAAACUCAAAUCGCAUCUGAACCAGAACGACGACGCGAAUCGGAAGAAGCCCGGGGCCAUAGGCGCGAAUGGCAAGUCGGCAGGCGGAAGCGGGAAAGGAUCGGGAGACGGAGACGACGACAACGAGGAUGCCGAUUCCAAGAAGCUACGAGGCGCGCUCGCCGGCGCCAUUCUCUCCGAGAAACCAAAUAUCCGAUGGGAGGACGUGGCAGGUCUCGAGAACGCAAAGGAAGCACUGAAGGAGGCCGUUAUAUUACCGAUCAAGUUCCCCCACCUGUUCACUGGCAAAAGACAACCGUGGAAGGGUAUCCUGUUGUAUGGACCUCCUGGUACGGGUAAGAGUUAUCUGGCGAAGGCGGUGGCGACGGAAGCAAACAGCACGUUCUUCAGUGUGUCAAGUUCCGACUUGGUCAGUAAAUGGAUGGGAGAGUCUGAGAGAUUGGUGAAACAACUCUUCGGCAUGGCUCGUGAGAACAAGCCCUCCAUCAUCUUCAUCGACGAGAUCGACGCCCUGUGCGGACCCCGUGGCGAAGGCGAAUCCGAAGCAUCCAGACGUAUCAAGACGGAACUGCUUGUGCAAAUGGACGGUGUAGGAAAAGACUCACGGGGCGUCCUCAUCCUCGGCGCGACCAACAUCCCCUGGCAACUCGACGCAGCCAUCCGACGACGUUUCCAGCGAAGAGUCCACAUCAGCUUACCCGACCUCCCGGCGCGGAUGAAGAUGUUCGAACUCGCGGUCGGCAGCACGCCCUGCGAGCUCAACCAAGGAGACUACAGGAAGCUGGCCGAGCUGAGCGAGGGCUACUCCGGAAGCGACAUCUCCAUCGCCGUGCAAGACGCCCUCAUGCAACCCGUCCGAUUAAUCCAAACAGCAACGCACUACAAACCCGUCGAAGAAAACGGCAUCCCGAAAUGGACCCCCUGCUCCCCCGGCGACCCGCAAGCAAAGGAAAUGUCGUGGACCGACCUCGACGGCGACCAGCUCGCCGAGCCCCCCCUACGCGUCAAGGACUUCGUCAAGGCCAUCAAGGCAUCGCGGCCGACCGUCAGCAGGGAAGACCUCACGAGGAAUUCCGAGUGGACCAAGGAGUUUGGCAGCGAGGGUGCGUAGAAAGACGAUGCAUGAGAGCGAGGGGGG
Aaosphaeria arxii CBS 175.79 is the source of this 1820-nucleotide messenger RNA. RefSeq names its product vacuolar protein sorting-associated protein-like protein VPS4. The coding region runs from base 480 to 1793 and encodes 437 amino acids. Gene Ontology annotation, molecular function: ATP binding; ATP hydrolysis activity. The record is from RefSeq and is a predicted model, not a curated record. The transcript is spliced from 6 exons. Gene Ontology annotation, biological process: endosomal transport; vacuole organization. NCBI's taxonomy places the organism in Eukaryota, Fungi, Ascomycota, Dothideomycetes, Pleosporales.